UCACGUAAACCACGUCCGAUAGUGCGUUGCCUUAAGCGUUUGCGGCCUUUCUAACAACCUUUUCUAAGUGCAAAAAAACAGUGAGUGCAAUGCAAAUAUUGCAAUUUGUCGCAGUUUGUCUCCUAGCGAGCACCUCCUUGUGUGUUCCAAGCGAUAAACUGCUGCGCAGCACCGAAAUCAAACUGCUGGAGUUAAUGGUGGAUACACGCGCUGAGCAACGCGACAAUCCGGAACAAAGUCUGGCUUGUUUCGAAUACUAUCUAAAGGUGUUCGAAGAGCUGAACGAGGAGUAUCGUGAAAGCUAUGCGGCAUGCUUGGCUACAGCAUCGGAUAAACGCGACCAGAUAGAUGAGAACGCACAGCCUGAGCGCGAUGCUAUUGAGGAGUCGGCGCUCUCCACGUGCACGGCACUGAAGGAAUGCGCGCUACUAGCCGAUUCAGUGCUGUACUUCAAUUGCUUUGCGAUUAGCGGCAAGCAAGGCACCGAAAGUAUGUACAAAAUUUCCGCGGAUGCCAGUGAGACGCUGGCAGAAGUAAGCGAACAAUACCGUUUGAUCGAAACUGAAGAGCAUCGUUGUACAAAUGCCACAGGUCGCGUCUAUGUGGAAAAAUCUCAUCAGGCUAGUGAGGAUUUGUCGAGCUGUCUUCGUGGCGAAACAACUGUGCCCUCAACAACGGGUACUCCAUCGACGCCGCCCAGCGAAGACUCCAGCACAACUGCAGCGAGCAUAAAUUGGAAAAGUGACCAUAGUUAUGAUGAUCAAUUUCUGCCUGCUGUAGAUUCACAUGAUGUGAGGAGUUAUCGCAAGUCAAACGGGAUAUAAAUAGUGGAAAAAAUAUAAAUCAAUUUAUUAAAA
This is a messenger RNA of Bactrocera tryoni, 857 nucleotides long. RefSeq lists its product as uncharacterized. The transcript has 2 exons. The record is from RefSeq and is a predicted model, not a curated record. NCBI's taxonomy places the organism in Eukaryota, Metazoa, Arthropoda, Insecta, Diptera, Tephritidae. Bases 90 to 824 code for a protein of 244 amino acids.